UUCUCUAUUAUUUUUAGGUUAUCUAACAUAGUCAAGUUGCAUACUAGGCGACUGAUGUAAAUUUGUUUUUGUUUCGUGUUAUUAUUCAAUUGUGCUUAAAAAUCUUUUAGUAUAUUAAUUAUUGACUAUCAAUUAUUCACAAUGAUUUUAAAUUUGAAGGAGGAACACAAGGCACACUUGUCUUUACUUUUCAAGCAACCGGUGAAUGUUCUACAAGAUUUCUGCAAACUAGCCUUGGAAUAUCUGGUGAGGGGAUCAAAACCAAAACUGUAUUCCAGUGCGGCCCAGAAACUGGAAGUGGAACCUGAUGAUAUAGAAAAUGCAGUCGAAGGCAUCGUUUUCCUAUUAAUCGAAAGCUCAAAGAAUAAGUUGAAUGAGCUCGACUUCCGGGACACCCUGUUGACAGUUGGCUUUAGUGAGGAACAGCAAGCUGUUCUGAGUGAACUGUACAAAAGCAAAGAGAAAGAACUGAAUGAAGUGUUACCGUCCAGUUCUCUACACUUGCCACACUUCAAAAAUCUCGAAUGGAGAUUCGAGUGUCAAGUAUCUUCACGAUCAGUGGCCAAACAGCUGACUCCCAAGGUCACCUUAAACCUGACCUUGACUGGAGAUAAGGAGCCCUCCAACAUUCUUCUCCAGGCUGACCCUAAGAAUCUCCAGCACAUGACUGGUGUACUGGAGAAAGCUCUCAAGGAGGCUAGAUCACAGAACAGUCGUCGACUCCAGAGGCGGUUGAAAAUCAGCUGAAGUUUUUCUCAAACUGAAGUCUGAAUUGAAAUUUUGUUUUGAAAAAAUGAACUGCUGUGAUGAAAGUGAAGGUAUUGUUGAAUCAAUGUUCACGGGAAUUGAGUAGUGAUUCUCUAACUUACUAUAAGACUAGGGCCCGGUUGCACAAAAUCCGGUUACAUUUUAACCGUGAUCAAUUUCACGAGAACCAAUCAAAGAAGCCGUCUUUUCAAUAAAGCCUUCUCUGAUUGGUUCUCGUGGAAUUAAUCACGGUUAAAAUUCAUACAGCUUUUGUGUGCAACCGGCACUAGGUGUUGCUACCAAGGUGAAUGUAUUUGGAUUAAAGUUUACGAGAAAUAAUUAGUGAUUCUUCAACUUAUUAUAAGACCAGGUGUUGCUACUAAGGUGAAUGUAUUGUUGGAUCAAUGUUUUUGAAAAUGAAGUAGUGAGAACUUACUAUUAAACGAGGUAUCGUUUUCGAGGUAAAUGUAUUGUUGGAUCAAUGUUUUUGAAAAUGAAGUAGUGAGACCUUACUAUUAAACGAGGUAUUGUUGGAUCAAUGUUUUUGAAAAUGAAGUAGUGAGAACUUACUAUUAAACGAGGUAUUGUUUCCGAGGUAAAUGUAUUGUUGGAUCAAAGUUUUCGAGAAUGUAGUAACUUUUUAACUUAAGGUCAGCCAUCCACUUCACGGUUCACCGUAGAGGUUCACCUGAACAUGGAAGCCAGAAUAAACCAAUUUGAAUUUGAGAUUUGUAUAAUAGAGGAGUUCGAUGAAAGAAGGGCCCAUGUGCAAAACCAUGUUUUGAGAAAAACGCUGUGAAAUAUGAACCUAUUCACGCUCAAAUGCUUGACACUGUUUUCUUAAAAUCGUCGUCGCUUCGUUCAGAAAAAGCAUAGAGGUAUGAAAAUUUCUAGACAUUUGUAGAGAAAUCCAUUAAACACUUUGACGGAAAAAGGGCCUGAAGUUCUUAGUGCCCUUCUUCUAUCAAACUCCUCUAUACAGUACCCAAUUUAUGUGUAUUUUAUAUAUGUUUAUAUUUGUGGUAGUCGUUUCCAUGGUGAUUGUUCAGGCAUAGAUAGAUACCGGACAAUUAUUGCUAUCCACAUUUUUUCGGUGCUCUGUAAUUAUUUAAAUUUUGGAGGAAUUAUAUUGGAGAAAUAAUAAUCAUGUUGAUUGUAAAUAAAAAGAUAAAUCUCAGUAUCCUUUUAAAUUAUGUUUUGACAAAAUAAUUUAAAAGGGUACUGAGAUUUAUAUUUGUAUUCAUAUUAAAAUUAGCCCUAAAGAAAAAAGACAUGUUGAUUGUGUAUGGAUUAGAAUUGAAUUGAAUUGAAUCGCUGCCUUUAUUAAAAACCUAGGAGGGCGAAGUUAGGGCGCAGCCGGCCCUCUCUUACACUUAACCCUCAUUAGAAUGUAGUUGGGAAAUAGUAUUGAAUUUUUGGUUUAUUUCUUUGUUAUAUAAUUUUAAUUAUUUAUCAAUUCUUAAUAACUAUUCAUAAUUAGUAAUGAAUAUUAUUCACUAAUAGUUAUUAAUAUUAUUCUUGUUUAUGUAAAUUGAUAAUGGUUUAGAAAGUAGUUGAAUAUUGUAGUAAUGUUGCUUUUUUCAUCAAUGCUUAUUUACUCACGCUUAUAUACUGCAAUAAUAAGUACAUUCAAUGUUUCUGUUAUACAAUUUUGUACUAUUAUUUUCAUGUAAUAUUAGUUUAAGUAAGUGUACUAUUAUUUUCAUCUAAUAUCCAUUAUCAAUCGUAUUUUAAAGUGGUUAUAAAGGGUUGAUGUUGUUGAAUUGUAUUCAGGUUGAAUGCUAGAGUGUUUUGUAUGAAUGUGUUCAUUAUAUUUUUAUUCACUUUA
Molecule: messenger RNA, 2575 nt
Organism: Nilaparvata lugens (brown planthopper)
Lineage: Eukaryota; Metazoa; Arthropoda; Insecta; Hemiptera; Delphacidae
Product: COMM domain-containing protein 2-like
Exons: 6
Coding region: 142-747 (201 amino acids)
Source: RefSeq, a predicted model, not a curated record